AUGUCCACGGAAAUUGGCAACAACAACAGCAACAACACCAAGAUGGGUCAGAAUUCUGCUUUGGGGCGUAUCAUACAGGCCAUCACAGCCGCCGCGCUUGUCGGCAUUCUUGUUGUCCUCGCCCUUUUACUCAUCGAGGUCAAGAAGUUCACCAACGAAGAUCAAGGCCUCGUCGCUAGCCUGUCUUCCGAUCCACUGGGCAUAAAGAUCGUGAGCGGAUAUAAUGGGCUAGGUGUCAGCCCAAGUGCGCCCUUAUACAUGUCGGUCACGAAUAGGUCAUGA
This is a messenger RNA of Clonostachys solani, 282 nucleotides long. The record is from the annotation of a GenBank genome assembly. Lineage: Eukaryota; Fungi; Ascomycota; Sordariomycetes; Hypocreales; Bionectriaceae.